Molecule: messenger RNA, 1383 nt
Organism: Populus trichocarpa (black cottonwood)
Lineage: Eukaryota; Viridiplantae; Streptophyta; Magnoliopsida; Malpighiales; Salicaceae
Product: non-functional NADPH-dependent codeinone reductase 2
Exons: 4
Coding region: 167-1144 (325 amino acids)
Cellular component (GO): cytosol
Molecular function (GO): aldose reductase (NADPH) activity
Source: RefSeq, a predicted model, not a curated record
UAGAGUAAUAGACAAAUAAGCUUGCAUGCGAAAAAAAUUGACAAAAAGAUUUCGCAACCAGAGUUUGAUAUGCCUUUCUUGAAGGCUUAAACAGAAGCUGAAAUUAACUUGUGAUUGUUGAAUUUAACAUUUCAGAUAACCUAGAUCGCGUGUAUCUGUUGCAGAGAUGGAUAACGAAUCGGUGAGAAUUCCAGAAGUCGUUCUAGUUAGCUCCGAUGGCCGAAAAAUGCCGGUGUUGGGGAUGGGCACAUCAGCUUCUCCACUAGAGGGAUCUGACGAAACAAAAACAGCCAUUCUUCAAGCAAUCGAGAUUGGUCACAGACACUUUGAUACAGCCACGUUAUACCUAACAGAGGAGCCACUUGGAGAAGCAAUUUCUGAAGCCUUAUCUCGCGGGCUGAUCAAAUCACGAGAUGAGCUCUUCAUCACCUCGAAGCUAUGGUGCAGUGAUGCUCAUGGUGAUCUUGUCCUCCCAGCCCUUAAGAAGAGUCUACGGAAUCUUCAGCUGGAAUACCUUGAUCUUUAUCUAAUUCAUUGGCCUGUGAGCUCGAGAUCAGGGACCUAUGAGUUCCCUAUAAACAAAGGAGACCUUUUACCUAUGGAUUUUAAAUCCGUAUGGGAAGCUAUGCAAGAAUGUCAAGAUCUAGGUCUCACGAAAUCCAUUGGUGUCAGCAAUUUCUCUUGUAAAAAGCUUUCAGACAUCCUUGCCUUUGCAAAGAUCCCUCCGGCAGUUAAUCAAGUAGAGAUCAAUCCAUUAUGGCAACAAAACAAGCUAAGGGAAUUCUGCGAGGCCAAUGGAAUCGUUUUGACAGCUUAUGCUCCUUUGGGAACCAGAGGAACCAUUUGGGGAAGCAACAGGGUUAUGGAGAAUGAAGUACUGAGAGAGAUUGCAACUGCUAAAGGAAAGAGUGUUGCUCAGGUGUGCCUCAGGUGGGCAUUUGAGCAAGGGGUCUGUGUGGUGCUGAAGAGUUUCAACAAAGGAAGGAUGAAGGAGAACCUUGAGAUACUCAACUGGACAUUGAGCGAGGAAGAAUCCAGGAUGAUCGGUGAAAUACCCCAAAGCAGAGGAUGUCGCGGAGAAGAUUACAUCUCAGAAAAGGGGCCUAUCAAGACAAUUGAGGAGCUUUGGGAUGGAGAAAUUUGAUUUAGUUUUUAGAUCCUUGGGUACAAACAAAAACUUAACGUCUCCUGUUCAUCUUUGUCGCGCUCUUCCAUUUCUGCCAGUAUCAUAAAGGAAUAAAUUACCCUCGUCCAAACUCCAAACUAAACAUAACGGUUAAAAGGGAAUAAAAAGUGGUGUAAUAUAUACAGAGAGAAAGUUAUUGAAACUUACAGGGAGGGAAAGCAAUAACACAUUACUUCUCCUGCUGGUUUUGCUUCUAA